AUGGAUGAAAAGGCUCGCAGCUUGCUGCUUCAAAACCGAGCAGCACUGGCAAAGGACAUCAGGACUGCCUACAUCAUGGAUCACAUGAUUGGUGAUGAAGUCAUUACACCACAAGAAGAAGAGAAAGUGAAAAGCCAGGCUACUCACAUUGACCGAGCCCAACGGCUUAUUGAUGUACUUCUUGGCAAAGAUAAUCGAGCAUAUGUUUCCUUUUACAAUGCCCUGCUACAUGAAGGGUAUAAAGACCUGGCUGCGCUUCUAAAAGGAGCUACUUCUAUUGAUGUGACUGGUAGUAUCAAAGCUGCAGUGAAUGGUAUUACAUCAUUUGUUAAAACAGCCUUGUGUGAAGGUGGAGUGCCACAGAGACCUGUAGUAUUUGUCACUCGGAAGCAUCUUGUACAGAAUAUCCAUGACUGCUUGUACAGUUUGAGCAAUGAUCCUGGAUGGGUUACAGUGUAUGGGAUGGCAGGCUGCGGCAAGUCCGUAUUAGCAGCUGAAGCACUUCGGGACCACCAGAUCCUAAAUGACUGUUUCCCAGGUGGAGUACAUUGGGUUUCUAUUGGGAAACAGGACAAAGCAGGACUGCUGAUGAAGCUGCAGAAUCUCUGUACACGCCUGGAUCAGGACUGCAAGUAUUCACAGAGACCCCCUCUCAAUAUUGAGGAGGCAAGAGACCGUCUUCGAAUGCUCUUGAAUCGCCUUUUUCCAAGAAGCCUUUUAAUAUUGGAUGAUGUUUGGGAUCCCUGGGUAUUGAAAGCAUUUGAUGUCCAGGGCCGGGUCCUCAUUACAAGCAGAGACAAGAGUGUAACGGAUGCUGUGUCUGGAAUGAAACACUUUGUUCAUGUGGACAGUGAAUUAGAGCACAAGAAAGGCCUAGAAAUUCUGUCUCUUUAUGUUGAUAAGGGUUUGGAAGAACUGCCAGAAGAGGCACACCAAAUCAUAGAGGAAUCAAAAGGUUCACCUCUUGUUGUGUCUUUGAUUGGUGCUCUGCUGCGAGAAUUCCCCAAUCGCUGGGCUUUCUACCUCAAACAGCUUCAAAGGAAACAGUUUAAAAGAAUUAGGAAAUCUUCUUCAUAUGAUUAUGAAGCACUUGAUGAAGCUAUGUCUAUGAGUGUGGAUAGGCUGAAAGAUGAUCUCAAGGAGUUCUACAAUGAUUUAUCUGUAAUAGAGAAAGAUGUGAAGGUGCCGACUCAGGUUCUGUGUAUCUUGUGGGACAUGGAAAGUGAGGACGUGGAGGACAUACUACAAGAGUUUGUCAACAAAUCAUUACUACUAUACUGUGAUCGUAAUGGAAGAUCGUUCCUGUAUUACCUGCAUGACUUGCAACUGGAUUUUCUCACAGAGAGGAACCGGGAUCAGUUACCUGCUCUCCAUGCCAAGCUUGUCAGUCAGCAUCAAAAAUACUAUUCUUGUGAGCUUCCAACUAUGGAACAAGAAGAUUGUGCAUACUGGUACCAUUACCUAGCAUACCACAUGGCCCAGGCCAAUAUGCAUCAAGACCUCCGUUCUCUUCUUUUCUCUCUGGAUUGGUUAAAAUCUAAGAUGAGAUUAUAUGGGCCAGCACAUCUCAUUCAUGAGUUUGUACGUUACCGGGACAUCCUUGAUAAGCAGGACAGCAAAACACGGGAAGAUUUCCAGGAGUUUCUGUCUGUGAAUGGCCAUCUCCUAGGACAGGAUUCUCAUAUAAACCUCAUACAGUUGGGUCUUUCUCAGCCUGAUGACUCCAUGGUAUACAAGCAAUCUAUUCUCCAAGCCAAGGAAGAGCUCCAGCACGGAGCACUGUAUGUGAACUGGAUAAACAAACAAUGUAUGAAGAAUUUGGCCAGCCUGGCAGUACGUCCUCACUCAGAGGCAGUGUAUCAUGCGUGCUUUUCCCAUGACAGACAGAAAAUUGCAUCUUGUGGAGCUGAUAAAACUUUGCAGGUCUUUAAAAGUGAAACCGGGGAGAACUUGCUACAGAUAGAGGCUCACGAGGAUGAAGUGCUGUGUUGUGCAUUUUCUGCUGAUGACAGAUUUAUUGCAACCUGUUCCGGAGACAAGAAAGUGAAGAUUUGGAACGCAUUGACCGGGAAGCUCAUAAGGGAGUAUUCGGAGCACUCAGAGCAGGUCACAUGCUGCCAAUUCACCAAUGGAAACUCUCCUUGCCUGCUGGCCACCUGUUCCUAUGACUGCACACUUAAAAUGCAGCUGUGGGACAUUGAUAGGAAGUAUUGUCUGAACACCCUUUUUGGUCAUUCAGAUUGUGUGAACCAUUGCAGAUUUUCACCUGAUGAUAAGUAUUUGGCCAGUUGUUCUAUGGAUGGUAUUUUACUGAUCUGGGAAGUAUCAUCUGCUAAUGAGUAUAAGUCUAUUGAUGUAGCACAGUCUUUCCAAAGCAAGAAUGAAUCACAGUUUCUACUCAAAUGCUGUUCUUGGGCUAACGAUUGUUCCAGAAUUAUGGUGACUGCCCGGAAUUGCCUAUAUAUAUUUGAUGUUGAAAGCAGUGACCUUGUGUCUGAACUUGAGGCAUGCCACCAGAGCAUUACUAUUUUGUACUGUGAUUUCUGCACAUCCAAUCAGAUUGUAGCAAUGGCCUUGUCACACUAUGUUGUUCAGCUAUGGAAUAUAGACUCCAACACAAAAAAUAGCAGAAUUCAAUGCACAUUUAAGUUGGGUUCAUUGUGUUCAAUUUUCCAGUGAAGGGUCUUCAUUCUUAACCUGUUCAGAUGACCAGACUGUGAAGCUUUGGGAGACGAGUAAAGUGUGCAAGCCCUCAGGCAUCGUCCUAAAGCAUGAAUUUUGUAAUUUUGAUGUGGCAUUCACUGGAGAUCAAGUGAACGUUCUGGCAUCUGACAAGGAAGAUUGCUUACUGCUAAUUAAUGGAAACACUGGAGAUGUAGUUCAUCAGAGCGGUCGCCAGAAAUCUCCUAUAACUUGCUGCUGUUUAAGCUAUAAUAGGCAUCUGGCAGCUGUAGGUGGUGAUGAUGGAUCUAUCCAGGUUUUUGAUUUAGCAACUGGCAAAUUUCUUAAGCACCUUCAAGGUCACAGGAAGACUGUACAGCACUGUCAGUUCACAUCAGAUGGCAAAAGACUUAUUUCAAGCUCAGACGAUUCCUCUAUUAGGGUCUGGGACUGGAUGGUUGAUCGUAGCAUUUUAUUACAAGGGCACAAAGAAGCUGUGAAAUGUUUUAGAAUUUUGCAAGAUUCCAAACUUUUGUCCUGGUCAUUUGAUGGGACAGUGAGGAUACGGGACCUUAGUAAUGAAACUAAAGAGGAAGAAUUCCUUUGUCACACUGGUGCUGUUUUGUCUUGUGAUGUUUCACCUGACUACUCAAAGUUUUCAUCCACUUCCGCCGACAAAAGUGCCAAGAUUUGGAGUUUUGUUGGAUCAACUCUCCUGCAUGAGCUGACAGGUCACCAGAGCUGUGUGCGCUGCUCCAACUUUUCUUCAGACAACAACCAUCUAGCCACUGGCGAUGACAAUGGAGAAAUCAUGAUUUGGAAAGUGGACAGUGGGGAGCUGCUCAGACAGUGUCAUGUGAAUAAAGGUGAUGACUGGGUGAAGGAUAUACAUUUCUCUCCUGACAAUAAACUAAUAGUAUCCUGUGGAGCUUAUGUCAAAUGGUGGGAUGUGGACUCCGGAGCCUGCAAACAGACCUUCUACACAAAUGGCACAAACUUAAAGUCAAUUCUCCCAUGUUCUUCUUUUAGAACUUUUGUAACCAUUGACAAUCUUGGAAUUCUGUAUGUGCUUCAGUUAGUGGAGUGA
This is a messenger RNA of Staurois parvus, 3748 nucleotides long. Lineage: Eukaryota; Metazoa; Chordata; Amphibia; Anura; Ranidae. The record is from the annotation of a GenBank genome assembly.